AUGAUGUUUGACUUUGCAGGGAGUUUCUUGGUCAAGGCUGGAUGAAGAUGGACAAAAAUGAAAGAACUCCAUACAUUAUGAAGACCAGUCAGCACUUCAAUGAUAUGAGUAAUCUGGUAGCUUCUGAGAUUAUGGCUCAUGCAGAUGUGAGCUCCAGGGCUGGAUCCAUUGACAAGUGGCUGGCAGUGGCUGAUAUCUGCCGCUGUCUCAACAACUACAACGGAGUCUUGGAAAUCACAUCUGCACUGAACCGCAGCGCCAUCUACAGGCUGAAGAAGACAUGGGCCAAGGUUUGCAAACAGACCAAGGCAUUAAUGGAUAGGCUGCAGAAGAUCGUGUCGUCUGAAGGGAGGUUUAAGAACCUGAGGGAAACUCUGAAGAACUGUAACCCACCGUGUGUGCCCUAUCUGGGCAUGUACCUGACAGAUUUGGCAUUUAUCGAGGAAGGAACACCCAAUUUCACGGAGGAGGGUCUCGUCAACUUCUCUAAAAUGAGGAUGAUUUCACACAUAAUACGAGAGAUUCGACAGUUUCAGCAGGCGCCCUAUAGGAUUGAACUGCAACCUAAGGUGACACAGUUCCUCCUGGAUAAGACCCUUGUAAUGGACGAGGACACGCUUUAUGAACUAUCUCUGAAGAUCGAGCCAAGACUUCCACCUGCCAACUAAACACAAUGAUCAUGUUUACACCAGACUCCGAUAUCCAGAGAGUCAGUUUGUGAGAAUCCAAAUCUCAAAGUCUGAACCACUUAUCCAUAUAUAUUCACCUCAUUCCAGAUGAUUGCUGUAAACUCAGGUAUUAAUGUGCCUUGUUGUAAAUGUUAUGAAAUUUCUUGGUACAUAUUUAUAGGAUGGUGCAAUUUAAUAUCAGUUUGAUAAUCUCUUGAUAAUGUUUUUUACCUGAAGGCGAAAAUAUCAGCUCGGUUUUUAAGUCUAAUCAUGUCUUUAGUAUAUUAGUGUUCAUGUUUGUAUGCAUACAAAUGGGUUUAGAUGAAACAAUGUCUCACAAAUUACUUGUAUAAAUAGUUUAUGAGGAUUCUUCAUAGACAUAAUGUAUUUUAUACUGUAAAAAACGCUAUUUACCUCACCCC
Molecule: messenger RNA, 1090 nt
Organism: Danio rerio (zebrafish)
Lineage: Eukaryota; Metazoa; Chordata; Actinopteri; Cypriniformes; Danionidae
Source: RefSeq, a predicted model, not a curated record